Messenger RNA from Aaosphaeria arxii CBS 175.79, 2370 nucleotides. RefSeq lists its product as uncharacterized. Gene Ontology annotation, biological process: regulation of transcription by RNA polymerase II. NCBI's taxonomy places the organism in Eukaryota, Fungi, Ascomycota, Dothideomycetes, Pleosporales. Gene Ontology annotation, cellular component: SAGA complex. The transcript is spliced from 2 exons. The record is from RefSeq and is a predicted model, not a curated record. Gene Ontology annotation, molecular function: transcription coactivator activity. The coding region runs from base 263 to 2143 and encodes 626 amino acids.
CCACGGUCCACCCACAGGUAGAUCCCUCACGUCGACAUUCGUUAUUGCUUCAACAUCAGAUACGUCGAGAAAGUGCUUCUCGUCGCCAUCGAUCGUUGCUCCACAUCCUCACUGUCCUAGAAAGCUUGGGCACCCACUCCACUAGCGAUUGAGUCGACACAGCCCACAUCGACACACGUCCUCGAUCCUCCACGAAUACCACCUGCAGGACACCCGCAGGACACCCACCUCAGCGCAUUGGGAUAACAGAACCACCGCCAACAUGCCAUCCGUCAGUAGCAAGGGCAAGGCUGCAAAGCCUAGCUCGAAGAACUCUGGACCACCGCGCAGCCGAAAUACCACUCCCCUUCCACCCACCACCGCGCGGGCGUCUGUUGAACCCGCUUCGUCUUCCGCGUACUUUCGGUCCCCAAUGACGUCUCUAUCCAAGGAAAUCGAAUUGUCUCUCGAAGAUCUAAUGGAUCGCGCUGGAAGCGCAUCACAAAUACCUUCUGGCUCAGCUCUCAACAAUAUGCGCGAAUCGGUGCAAAAGAAGGUCAUGGACCAUAUACGGGAUCGGAACGCGCAGUCCGACAAGAUUCUUAGGGAGCUAUCCAAGAUGCGGAGUCAGCGAACCACACAUGAUAGAGAUACUCAAAGGGUCGCGGACAAGGACGGAGAAGAGCGCAAACAUAAAUUGAAGAAAGCGAAGAAGCGUGAACCCGACGAUGAGAGACCUUUGGCUGUUGGUGCACAUGGCGUGGCAAGACAGGAUGGAGUGGAUGUUCACAAAGACAACUCAUCUAAUAUGUCUUCACCGAUAUCUCAACCGCCACCCUCGGCCACUGGCACAGGUCCCGCGGAUGCGCCAUCUCCAAGUGAAUCAGAGGCUUCCCACCAACCUCCACCAGCUCCUGCGGUCCCGCAUUUCCAGACAUUCGGACCGGACCCAUCCAAAUUCGACGAUCCGACUAUCUACCACAUUCGAGAAGUCACUCCUGGAAUGUCUGAGGAGGAGAUCAAGGAGAUUUAUUGUGUCGCCGAGUAUCCCCCUUCAGACUUGCAUGACCUCACGCCAGGAACUCCGCCGGAUAAGGAUUUCUCAAAUGCCAAGCCUGCCAAUCAGGUCAACGCUUCGGUCUUCGCUAACUACGUCGAGCCCUACAUUCGCCCACUGGUUGAAGAAGACGUUGCGUUCCUGAAGGAGCGAGGAGAUAGACAAUUGCCCUUCAGUAUCCCUAGACCAGGGCUGAGACAUUAUAAAGAUGCCUGGGCCGAUGAAGAUGGCGCCAUGAACAUCGAUUCAAAUGAUAGCCGUUUGCCGGCGCAUGAAGCACGGGGUUCCUAUGACGACUUCGGCGACGACGUCCUGGGUGGUGAAAGUAUCUCCGCCGGUCCAUUACUCUCGCGCCUUCUGAGUGCUCUUCGUCCUGAAGGCCGAGGCAUUCAGUCAAGUGACACUAACGGUAUCAACAUCGAUGCCAUGGAUAUCGACGAGGGAGCCGAUGCGCCCACCGACAAUGCGAACAACAACUCUGCUCCCGCCGCUACGCAGCUUUCGGAAUUGGUGCAGCCCGGGUGGAAAGCGCCUCCUGCUCCCACUAAGACCGAUUACGCUCAUUUGGACGAGCGUGUCCUCAUGGAAGUGAAGCAUUACGGUCUGAUUACCGACGGUGACGAUAGCGUAGCUGACUAUCCUGCUCAUUUCGACGACGAAGUGUCUGCCCGCCUCCGACUUCUCCAGGCUGAAUUACGAAAGCAGAGCGUAAUCAAUGGAGCAAGGAAGCAACGCCUUCUAGAGCUAACUGAGGAGCGUAUGGCGCAACAGGAAUACAACACGAUCGCGGACGAUCUCGAUAACCAACUUAACUCUGCCUACCUGAAACGUAACAGGAAUAUCGGUAAGGGCAAGAAGCAGGCCAAACGACCUGGUGGUGCCGGUGGAGGCAAUCAGGCAGCCGCGAAUGCGGGCAUUAGCCGACCUGGCGUAGGCGAACCGAUUAGGAUUCUCAUGGAGAGGAAGAGUCAGUGGAAUAGCACCAUUGGACCAGUGGUCAACUAUGGCAAGACCGGAUUGCCCGAGGAGAGCAUAUUUCCUGAAGACAAGAUGAAGAUUCUGGAAGACAGAGAGGUGGAAAUCUGGAACAUCGAGCAAGAGGAAUAGGAAAAUCCUGGAAAUGGGUAUUGGGCGUCGAUCAAUGGCACGGAAUCUAGGAAAGGCGUUUGCUUUUAAUUAUUACGUUAAUGGCUAGAAUCAACUGCCUCAGCAUGGUGUUCCUGGGAGGGUUUAGUUAUUCAAUGCUGGUUGUUGGAACAGGCUCAUUGACCACAUUGGCAGGUCAUGUUAUAGGGUUUUGGUGAUCACAGCCUUAAACAGAAGGUUCUUCUUCC